This is a messenger RNA of Acanthaster planci (crown-of-thorns starfish), 1116 nucleotides long. RefSeq lists its product as uncharacterized. The record is from RefSeq and is a predicted model, not a curated record. Lineage: Eukaryota; Metazoa; Echinodermata; Asteroidea; Valvatida; Acanthasteridae.
UCUUCUACUAUGCUGGAUACCAACGUAAACUACGCCCGGCCGGCCGCGCAUAACGCGACGACGACGAGUGUAGUAGUACCGCGCGCGCGUACAAACAAGACAAAAUACUGGUGUUGUGCUGGCUGGAUUUCCCUGUAACAGUUACAAUCUUGUCUAAGUCAUGCUGGUCAUCUCAUGCUAGUUUCAUCAUUUUGGAGCUACUGAGUCUGUGCUAUUGUCCUAUUUAGCGUGGCAUUAUCAUGAAGCUUUUGUUGAUCGCUGGGAUUCUUUUGGCCUCAGUUGGUAGCCUGUCUGCUGCAGAGUGCUAUCUCUGUAGCUAUGUACCAUCAGCAAUGGGUGAGGAAUGUAAGGAUCCCUUCAACAGCUCUAACAACUCAACAGAAACCUGUGAAGGGACUUACUGCUUGAAAGUUGUAUCCAAGAUCAGUGGGGAGGUGACAUCAAUCAGCCGUAGCUGUGCCGAAGCCUGCUCUGCGGCAUGCAUCUCUUUGCUCGGCAUUGAGGGGUGCACAUACUGUUGCCAGGGAAACCUCUGCAAUGGCGCAGGAACAAUCAACUACAAUCUGAUGAUGAUCAUCGCUAUGGUUACAGCAGUUCUGAAGCUCUAUGCUUAGCAACAACUUUACCUGAUUGUAAUUUCUAACAAGUUCUAAAAGGGUUCUCAUGGUUCUUAACCUUCUAAAAUUACUUAUUUCUAAAUUACCAACAGGGUAUUAAAAUAUUUCAAAUCUCAUAAGGUUGGUUUGUUCAGUACAUGUUCAGCUGUCAAAUACCAAGCCCCAAAAAUAAAAAAAAGAAGUUUUAACUUUUGGUUUGAAAUUAAAGACAAUGUGUUUCAUAUUUGGAAUGAAUGGUGCCAUUGAACCUGUCAAAUGAAGAUUGCUCAUCUGAAUGACAGUCAAAUAUUUGAAUAAUAGAAAAAAAUACUUUUGGUUUCCGUAUACCUUGCAGGAAAAAACCAAGUUUGGCUGUGCCGUUAAAAAUACUGAUUCACUUCCUCUGACUCCUGAAAAAAAAAAACAAUUUAAAGGCAUUUUUUCAAUUACUUGUGUCAACAAAAUGAUUCUAUGACAGUUUCUGCUUUAAUUAGUUGAAAUAAAUUCUGCUUGAAGAAAA